Thalassophryne amazonica is the source of this 2632-nucleotide messenger RNA. RefSeq names its product serine incorporator 5 (gene serinc5). The record is from RefSeq and is a predicted model, not a curated record. NCBI's taxonomy places the organism in Eukaryota, Metazoa, Chordata, Actinopteri, Batrachoidiformes, Batrachoididae. Gene Ontology annotation, cellular component: membrane.
CACAGAGAGGAAGGAGCGUUCUGGAGGAGCACAGCAGCAGGGUUCGCUCUCCGUGUGGAGGUUCUAUGUAAAGCGAAAGAGAACAGCUCAUCGUGGUGUCCGGGUUUGUGUGUUUGUCGGCGGAAUGUGUGCUCCGUGUUGUAUCGAACAGCUGGCCUGCUGCUGCGGAUCUGCAGCCUGCUCAUGCUGCUGUAACUGUUGCCCAAAGAUCAAACAGUCCACUGGGACCCGAAUUAUGUACGCCCUCUACUUCCUGCUGGUCACUGUCGUCUGUGUCAUCAUGAUGUCCCCAACUGUGGAGGGGCAGAUGAAAGACAGCAUUCCCUUCUACAGUGACCUGUGUAACAAACUAAAUGCAGGGGAGAACUGCAAGACGUUGGUCGGUUACUCUGCCGUCUACAAAAUGUGCUUUGGAAUGGCCUGCUUCUUCUUCAUCUUCUGUAUCUUCACCUUAGGCAUCAAAGACAGCACAGGCUGCAGGGCGGCCGUACACAAUGGGUUCUGGUUGCUGAAGUUCAUGUGUUGGCAGCGUGCCUGUGCCGGAGGAUUCUUUAUCCCACAAGAACAAAUCUUUCUGAAAGUGUGGCGCUAUAUAGGCGCGGGGGGUGGAGUCCUCUUCCUUCUCAUCCAGUCAUGGUGUUGGUUGGAGUUUGCUCACAGGUGGAACACAAACUGGAGUUCUGGAGUGAAGUAUAACCGUUUGUGGUAUGCAGCUCUGGCCUUGGUGACUCUGGUGUUAUUCAGUAUUGCCGUGGUAGCUGUAGGGUUCAUGGGUUAUUUCUAUACCGACCCCGAAGCUUGUCUGUUCAACAUGUUCUUGGGCGUCAACGCGAGUCUCUGCCUAGUUGUAUCGCUGCUAGAUUCCACGUGUAUCCAGAAAUUGCAGCCCACAUCAAGCCUGCUGCAGCCAGGAGUCAUGAGUGUGUACGUAAUGUACCUCACUUUUUCAGCCUUCUCCAGCAAACCAAAAGAAAUGGUGUUGAGAGAUGGUAUGAACACAACAGUUUGUGUGUUUCCUUUCAACUCUGGGAUGAAUGGUGACAAAAAGAUUGUUACCAUUUGUGGCGUAAUUAUCCUGUUUGGUUGCAUCCUUUACUCAUGCUUGACAUCGACCACCAGGCGAAACGCUGCCGCAAUCAGGCUGUGCAGGAAUAGUGAACCAGAGAUGGAGAGAGCUCGCUGCUGCUUCUGCUUGGCAGAUGAUGCAGAGGACUACGAGGAUGAGUACACCAGUGCAGGCCAGAAUGUCAUGUAUGACGAGAGAGAGGGAACCAUCUACAGUUAUGCCUACUUCCACUUUGUCUUCUUUCUGGGAUCCCUCUAUGUUAUGAUGACGGUCACCAACUGGUUCCACUACGACGACCACGAGAUUGAGAAGCUGCUGGAGGGCAGUUGGUCAGAGUUCUGGAUCAAGAUGGCGUCCUGCUGGGUGUGUCUCUUCGUCUACAUGUGGACACUCGUUGCUCCCAUGUUCUGUCCCAAACGCUUUGAGGCCUAGAACACACGUUAGCAUAUUCAUGCUGAGAAAAGGGACCCACACACCUUCUUUCACCUUAACGAUACCACCCUCAGCAUUCAGAGCGUCCACUAUCUCUUCUCUUUUAUAUACUCCUGAUUAUUCAGCUUUGUUUUACAAUGUUUAACUGUCAAUACCUUGAAGGUAUUUUUUUCUCUCUUUUUCCUAUGACUGUCUCCUGGAGUUAUGUGCUGCGUGCACAUUUAAUGUUACACCUAGAUUUUUGGGAGUAGAGUUUCACAGUGAAAUAGAAGAAGCAUCCAGGUGCUGUGGAGUCACUGAUAAUUCCACAAUAUUUUUUGUUUUUUUUAUAUUAUGUACGAGUAUUUCCAUGGUGUCCCAGGUUUCCACGGCUGCCCUUCAGCCUGGAAUUUCACUUCUGUACAGUAGGACCUGAAACUUGUACCAGGUUUGGGACAGUCAUUUCAACGUGGAGAUGUGGUGACAAGUAUUUAUUUCCAUGUACAUUUCAGAUAAUCAGGAAUAUAAGGUUACUUUUUUCCCUGUAAUCUGUAUGAAAACUUUUUUCCUCAGGCUGUAUGUGUUUACGCUUUGUUAUAUCGCAUCCUUUUGUAGAUGUUUCUAUGCAACGGAACAAGAUCUUUUCAAUACCCAUCAUGGUGAAGUAUCCAGUCCAGAUCACAAGGAUGCAAAAGACUUUGCUGAUGUCAGCGCUCCUUUUGAGCCACAUCUUGUAUUACAAAAACAAAAAAAUCAGAGUACUUUAGAGGUCUUCAGAUCAACCUGCCUUACCAAACCGUGAUAUUAGCCGAGCGCUGCCUUCCUGUUUGACCGACAGUGAAGCAUAAAGUCCGUUUGCCAAAGGUAGAAGUAUUCCGAAACGAUAACUGGGAGCAUUGUGUAUUUGCAUGCACACAUAGAUGUGCACAGUUAUGUCAUAAAGUUAUUCAGAAUCAGGUAGCAGGAGUGCUUUUAUGUGUUAUUCAACACUGGAUGUUGAGUUUACUGCCGAAUUCAGUUCAGAGCAUCGCUAAUAUUGUAUGAUAACCUGAUGUGUCAGUUGUUUUUAUUGUAUAAAAGAUAUUGUGUAUUGUCAGCAGAAAGCCCUGACCGUGUCUUACUCAUCAUCAAUAAAUCAGUGUUCUGUUUCAAUUC